Fusarium graminearum PH-1 is the source of this 1974-nucleotide messenger RNA. RefSeq lists its product as uncharacterized. Gene Ontology annotation, cellular component: endomembrane system. Lineage: Eukaryota; Fungi; Ascomycota; Sordariomycetes; Hypocreales; Nectriaceae. The coding region runs from base 317 to 1579 and encodes 420 amino acids. The transcript has 4 exons. The record is from RefSeq and is a predicted model, not a curated record. Gene Ontology annotation, molecular function: acyltransferase activity.
CUAUAUUCCUUUGCAACAUCGCCUUUACCUUUCUUUACCUUUAUCUGGAGCUUUGUUAGCUAAGUUUGCGACAGCCGUUCGCCUGCUGCCACGAGGCUUCUACAGUUGUGGACUGACUGCCUGUGCCACGCGACCCCUCGUCUUCAGCUCAGCUCUGCGAUACCCAUCUUGACGAGGCAAACACGAGAUAUAACAGUCCCGCGAGCGCUCUUUUGUCUUUUUUUGCUCGUUCUUUCGCCGUGACACCUCGUACAAAACACAUCGGCCGAGAUAGACAACACAAAAGCAAGCAAGCACACUAUAGCUAGGCGCCGCCAUGGCUGAUACCACAAACGCUGACCCGUCAGCGACGGCAGCCCCAGCACCAGAAAUCCUCGCUGGAAUUACUGAAGAGUCGUUGGCCAAGGGGGAAAACCCGUUACCAAAGGAAGAGCAUCCAUCAGGAAAGGACGGCUAUGGAACUUUUAUGCAAAUAGUCCGUGGCUCCUGUUUCGCUCUCUACUUCAACACAUGUAUCGUCAUCAUUUUCCUCACCCAGCUCAUCGGUUUGCCGUUGUACUUUGUCAACCGCGACUGGUACUACGCUUACGUAGCCAUGACCAAGGGCUUCUUCGGUCUGACCAUAACUCUCAUGACCCAAAUCUGGGGCCCGACAACCAUUCGAGUGAGCGGUGACGAGUCGGUCGCUGGACAGAUUAAGUUGCGGUCCGACGGGGGAGUGCAGUUUGAGUUUCCUGAGCGGUUGGUCCUCAUCGCCAAUCAUCAGAUUUACACAGACUGGCUCUACCUUUGGUGGAUUGCCUAUGCCAACUCCCCAAGUAUGCAUGGCCACAUCUACAUCAUUCUCAAGGAGUCACUCAGGCGCAUCCCAAUUGUCGGUUUGGGCAUGCAAAUCUACGGAUUCAUCUUCAUGUCAAGAAAGAUGGCUUCCGAUCAGCCCAGAAUGGCGUACCGCCUCAACAAAUUGAAGCAGCCCAAGGUCGACCCCAAUGGGAAGUCUUAUAUGAACCCGAUGUGGCUGCUCUUGUUCCCUGAAGGCACCAAUCUUUCCAACAAUGGACGUAGAAAGUCGGCAGGUUGGGCCGCCAAGAUGGACCUCAAGGACCCCGAGCACGUAUUGCUUCCAAGGAGCACUGGCAUGUUCUUCUGUCUGAACGAGCUCAAGGGAAGUCUCGACUACGUCUAUGAUUGCACUGUCGCGUAUGAAGGAAUCCCCCGAGGUGGGUUCGGUGAGCAGUACUUUGGACUGGUUAGCACCUACUUCCAAGGACGCCCGCCCAAGUCGGUCAACUUUCACUGGCGUCGUUUCCGACUGAGCGAUAUCCCCCUUGACGACCAGAAGGCCUUUGAUCUCUGGCUUCGCGAGGAGUGGUAUAAGAAGAAUGCACUGAUGGAAGAGUAUAUGACGACUGGUCGGUUCCCUCGCAUGGAAGGCGGUAAGGUCGAUUACAUCGAGACCGAGGUCAAGACAAGGCAGCCAUGGGAGAUUCUCCAGCUCUUCACCGUCGUUGGCACUGCUGCGUUGAUUUGGCACAACGUCAAGAAGACAUUUACGACUGUGACGACCGUCUUUCAAUAGAAAGAGCCGAGGUUCGGUUGGGAACUGAGCAGGUAAUGGUGAGGAUGUGGAUGGAAGCGGACCUUGGUGGUUGUGUCUGUCGAAAUCUGACUGCCUCAAGGUUGCACAACCUCUCAAGGUGAGCUGGAAUGGUUUGGUAAAGGUGUGAAGGUUUUGCUCAUUUCGGAUUGAUGUUUUUCGUUUUGUUGCGGCAUAGAAGAGAUACCGAGGCGCAGUCUGGUUAGAAAGGAGGCAUCCAUGAGAAGAGCAGAGGACGCUAUUAGGAUUCGGACAGGAUCCGAGGGCUGAGAGGCGAAUGGGAUAUCUGAAGACUAUUCAAGGUAGUUGAGCAAGCGUAUAGCAGCACAGUAGAAUUGAUAGCCUGAAUGAUCGAUACUUCACUUUUGUCGCUACUG